Fonsecaea multimorphosa CBS 102226 is the source of this 1029-nucleotide messenger RNA. RefSeq lists its product as uncharacterized. The transcript has 2 exons. Lineage: Eukaryota; Fungi; Ascomycota; Eurotiomycetes; Chaetothyriales; Herpotrichiellaceae. The coding region runs from base 1 to 1029 and encodes 342 amino acids. The record is from RefSeq and is a predicted model, not a curated record. Gene Ontology annotation, molecular function: hydrolase activity.
AUGGAUGCCCAUAAUGCAGUCGUCCUCGAAGCCAGCAAGUUCCACCCAACGGCCAUCUCAGAAGAGACCAAAGCGUUCAAUCAGAAACUGAUGGAUAUCAUGGCACACGGGCCCAAAUGGUACGAGGUCGGCGCCAAACGCUAUCGUGAAAUGCGCGCCGCCGGGGAAACACCUCUUCCCAAAGCCGUCUAUCUCGACACAGCGCAGGACUUCACCAUUCCGAGCCGGGACGCUGGCCGCACCAUUCCCUGUCGAAUCCUCCGUCCUCAGAACGGAAAACCCAUCAAAUCGGUAUUCUUCCACAUCCACGGUGGCGGCUGGGUACUCCAAGACGAAAAGUCACAGGACCCAGCAUUACAGGAAAUCGCCGACACUACGGGCCUCUUGUGUAUCUCUGUCGGCUACCGUCUGGCGCCCGAGGAUCCAUAUCCUGCCGGACCCAACGACUGCUUCGAUGCCGCGGAAUGGUUGGUUGACAACGCCGAGUCCGCAUUUGGAGCCCCUCUAGGUUUUGUGGGCGGAGAGUCUGCUGGUGGACAUCUAAGCAUGCUCGUCACUCUCCACCUCCUGCAACACGGCCAGUCAAAGUACUCGGACUUCCGCUUCAAGGGACUCCUACUACACUUCGGGUGUUACUCGAUGGUGUGGACGCCGCAUGUGUACAAUUUUCAACGACCGCAGGUCUUGGUCUUGGAUCGGGACCUGAUGGACCACUACAUCGAUGUCUUUCUCCCCGGCAUGACCCACGAGGAGAAGAGACAUCCGUCAGUGUCUCCGCUGUACGCCGAUUUGGAGCCGCUGAGGGGGAAGUUGCCGCCUGCCCUCUUCACGUGUGGGACGGAGGACUGUCUUCUGGACGACACGAUGUUUAUGAGUAUGAAAUGGUCGAUGGCCGGUGGGGAGUCGGUGGUUAAGAUCGUGCCGGGGGCGCCCCACGGGUACAUCAUGUUUCCCAAGAGCGUCAAGGGGAGUGGCGCCGAGGAGGGGAUGAAGGCUGUUGAAGAUUUCGUGCUGUCGAAGUUGGGUUAG